Messenger RNA from Suillus fuscotomentosus, 982 nucleotides. RefSeq lists its product as uncharacterized. Bases 93 to 875 code for a protein of 260 amino acids. Lineage: Eukaryota; Fungi; Basidiomycota; Agaricomycetes; Boletales; Suillaceae. The record is from RefSeq and is a predicted model, not a curated record. The transcript is spliced from 4 exons.
UGCGAGUACCUGCCGACAUGCUGGAAGAUCACGAUGCCUCCUUUAAAAGUAGACUCGGAGGCUGGAGCAAAAUCAUCUGCUGAGCGGCAUCUAUGGAUCCUUUGCACCCAUUUUUCGAACUCGAUGAGAGUUCUACUUAUUACACGUCUAUGUCUGCCCACCAACCUGCAGGUCCACACGGUGGUUGUGUGCCUACUUAUGACUCAGAUCAUCUAGUCGCUGUUCCUUUUGAGAGUCGAAACAGAACUGUGGUCGAUGGUCCUGUAUCACCCGCUCAUAUACUACAGGCGCCAGUGGCUCCACAGUCCAGUUAUCCUUUGGUUUAUCCGUGGUCUGGAUCUACGUACAUGGGUUUUAACUCGGCGAACAACCAAAUAAUGGAAAUGAACAUCCCUCGACCCUCCGCUCCCAUUCCCUUCGAAAAUUUUCAUGACAUCUCCGAUAACCUACCAUUUCGCCUUCGGCGUGGCACUAGUCAUUUCGAGACAUACCAUAAUGACCGUUCCCAUGAGUACCAUGGCGCAUUUCUUUGCCGAUGGGACAAUAAAGGAGCCCCUUGCGAUGAUGAGCUUCAGGCUACACCCAAGAGUAUUCUCGCCCACCUGCGCCAGGAUCAUGGUAUUGGGAUUGGAAACAAGGAAACCAACCGUUGCCGUUGGAUCACACCACACGGUCGCUGUAAUGAUCAAUUGAAGUCCCAGAGUUUUGGGCGCCACAUCAUUAAGCACACUGGUAUCAGAUUCAAAUGUUCUCUCUGCGAUACGACCAUACCAGCUCGGAAUGACCUCGUCACCAGGCAUCGCCAUCGUCACCCGAAUUGCUCUCAAGCAGACUUUAUCAUUAUCCCAGGUCGCGAUAGUCAAGCGUCUUUCUGACAAUGGCCACCACUCUUUUGCCAUGUUUCAGAUGGUCUGUCGCAUGUUAUGUGAUAUUUAAACCCCUUUCAGCUGGCUGAGAUGGGCGCGAUUUUCGGUUUCGGUUU